This is a messenger RNA of Syzygium oleosum, 1417 nucleotides long. Its product is annotated as UDP-glycosyltransferase 82A1-like. The coding region runs from base 1 to 1347 and encodes 448 amino acids. Gene Ontology annotation, molecular function: UDP-glycosyltransferase activity. Lineage: Eukaryota; Viridiplantae; Streptophyta; Magnoliopsida; Myrtales; Myrtaceae. The transcript is spliced from 2 exons. The record is from RefSeq and is a predicted model, not a curated record.
AUGAAGCCCUGCACAAGGAGGCCAAAGGCAAUAUUAGUCCCCUAUCCUGCGCAAGGCCAUGUCACUCCCAUGCUCAAACUAGCCUUGAUCCUCCACUCCCAGAGCUUCGAUCCAGUGCUUGUCACCCCGGAAUUCAUCCACCGGAGCAUCUCUCCCAUGGACGAUCAGACGAUGGUGGAGGUGAUCACGUAUGUCCCGAUCCCGGACAACUCAGGGGCUGGCGAUGGUGCGCCUCGCGACUUCUUCUUGGUCGAGAAGGCCAUGGAGGACGGCAUGGCGGUCCACCUAGAGCGGCAUGUGAGAGAGCUUGAUGUGGCGUUGAUGGUGGUCGACUUGCUGGCCUCGUUCGCGAUUGGGGUGGGGAACCGGUGCGGGGUCCCAACCGUGGGGUUCUGGCCGGCCAUGCUCACGACCUACAAGCUAGUCGCGGCCAUCCUAGAAUUAGUCCAAGCUGGUUACAUUUCUGAUAGUGGAAUACCCCAGAAAGAAAGCGAGAUACAUCAAAACCCCUCGUUGACCACCCAAGACCUGCCGUGGCUGAUCGGGCCGGUCAACGCCCAGAAUGCAAGAUUCAAGUUCUGGACUCGGACUCUCCACCGGUCGGCAUCUCUCCGGUGGCUCCUGGUCAACUCCUUUCCCGAGGAGGAAGACGAAACUCCGAUCCAGUGCUCCAGAGACUGCCCGACGAUCAUCCCCAUCGGGCCUUUGACCAGCCCUUCCCCGUUGACAAAGAACCCUAGCUUCUGGGAAGAAGACGCCACCUGCCUGACCUGGUUGAAGAAUCAAGAACGCAACUCGGUGAUCUACGUCUCCUUCGGCAGUUGGGUCAGUCCCAUCGGACGCGACAAAGUCGCCAGCCUUGCCCUCUCGCUCGAGUCUACGCGGCGGCACUUCCUGUGGGUGCUUGGACCGUCAUGGCAUGACGGCUUGCCCAAUGGCUUCCUGGAGAGGGUCCGCAGCUGGGGCAGGGUUGUGCCGUGGGCCUCGCAGGUGGAGGUCCUACGGGACGGCGUGGUCGGGUGCUUCGUGACGCACUGCGGGUGGAACUCGACGGUGGAGGCAGUGCAGUUCGGGCGGCGGAUGCUGUGCUGGCCCGUGGCGGGGGACCGGUUUGUAAACUGCAAGUACAUUGUCGAGGUGUGGCGGGUCAGGGUGAGGCUGGGGGGAUUCGGGGAAAGGGAGGUCGAGGACGGAGUGAGGCUGGUCGUGGAGGACGGCAAGAUGGGGGUGAGGUUGGCGGAGUUGAAGGAGAGGAUGAUGACGGCAAAGGCGAGCUCGAGAGCGGUGGCAAAUAUGGCCGGCUUCGUCAAAGAUCUCAAGAGAAUGACGGAGGAUGAUUCUCUGUAAUUACUUAGUUGGAAGCAUUAAUUGUUUUUGUUAUGGUUGUCUUCUCAGGGUUUCGAGUUGAUCAUCAUUG